Messenger RNA from Anopheles nili, 4433 nucleotides. RefSeq names its product zinc finger protein Xfin-like. The transcript has 5 exons. The record is from RefSeq and is a predicted model, not a curated record. Lineage: Eukaryota; Metazoa; Arthropoda; Insecta; Diptera; Culicidae. Gene Ontology annotation, molecular function: nucleic acid binding; zinc ion binding. The coding region runs from base 1 to 4131 and encodes 1376 amino acids.
AUGGAACUAAAGGCGGAGAAAAAAGACCAUGACGACGACGAAAGCGGUGUACGGCGGCAGCAGCGCAACGUAGCCGCAGGUGCGGUGGCGAACGGUGACGGAAUGUCGGACCAGGAGAUUGUGGAGGUCGGCAUCGACGAGGAUCACAUCAAGUUUCUCACCAGCAUGCACUCGGGCGACGAUGAACCGCCAACGGUCAACGGUGGACCAGCACAUAACCACCGGGCAACGGGGACGUCGGUGGUUGCGGGAAUGACGGGACGCAACACCCAUCAGCGGGCUGCGGUAAAUGGGGUCGCACGGAAUGGUGGCGUACUCGUCACCGGUCGUAUCUCCAAUGGGGCGAUGAGUACCACCACCAGCGCCAGCAGCGUUACCAAUACCAAGCAGCAUCAUCAGCAGCAGCUGCUGCAGCAACAUCGGCCUUCCGUAACGCUCGCCCAGCGGCUGAAUGGCAUUUACAUCGGUGGCAAUCGCAACGGCGAACUUCAGAGGCGUAUCAACGGAACCGGGGAUGGGCUGCUCGUCGGUUACAGUGAUGAUGAUUCGGACGAGGACGACGACGACGAUGAUGACGAUGAUGAUGAUGACGACGACGAUGAGGAUGACGACGAUGACGACGAGGAUGAGGACGUGAUGGUCGUCGCUGCGAACAUCCUAUCGAAGACGGCGCAGAGGUCAUCGUUGCUCGGCACCGGAAGGACGUAUCAGUGUGACGUGUGCCCGAGGAUAUUCCACCGACCGGAUCAUCUGCGCUAUCAUAUGCGCAUUCACGAGAAAAACAACCCGUUCGAGUGUAAGCUGUGCUUUAGCGUGUUCGCUUCGGAUCCGGCGUUCGCGCACCACAUUCGCACGGAGCAUGCCGGGAUGGGGUUGGCCGAUGCGCUACCACCGGUGCCGGAAACGGAAGCGCACUUUGCCUGCACGUACUGCGAGAAAACGUUCACCGACACGGUGGAGCUGGAGGAGCACCUGCACCAGCAGCAUCUCGGGGACCGACCGUACAAGUGCAACAUGUGCCCGAAAGCGUUCAUCCGGAUGGAUUUUCUGCAGUGCCACUACCUGAAGUACCACAGCUUUCACCCGAUGGAGGACGAGGAGGAUGUGCAGGAGCAGUUGGAGGUGCCACCGCAGCAUGGUUUUACCAGCAACACUGCGAUAGAGACGAAUGAAGUCGAUCUGUUGGAUCAUCGGGUCAAGCGGCCGAGGUUGAUGGUGCGAAAGAUUGAAGAUUUGGUUGAUGACCGGAUGCAGACGGCAGGAAUUAUGGGUCUCAUGAAGGCUGGUGUGUCCCGGAGGACGUCCCACACCGGCACGGGCACGAGUAUCUCGAGUGACGAUCACCGGGAUUACGAGGACGAUGAGGAUGGUGACGAUGAGGGAACGGGCGCUGAAAGCAACGAUCAGCAACAUUUUCUACUGCGGAACGGACCCACAAUGACCGUCGGUGGGCGCAGUCUCCUACCAAAGCUGGCUGGAGGAAAUAGUCGGUUGAUGGCGGAUCAGCAACAGCAGCAUCUGUUGAAAAAGAUGAUGCCGGUUCCGGUGCAAGAGUGCCCCAAACAUAGCUGUCCCGUAUGUGAGCGCCGGUUCGUCCGCGAAUCGGAUUUAAUGCUGCACGUUCGAACCCAUCCAGAUCUGCCCACCUUCAAGUGUCCGCUGUGCGAAUUGGCCUUCAUCGGGUCUGACUAUUUGAAAAACCACCUGAAAAAGCACGUCAUCGGAAAUGGUGAAGAUCCGGGCGCACCGGGAGCCAUAGACCUGAAGUCAAUCGCGGUGGCAACGGCCGAUUCGACGAGCGGAAUGCAACAUUCCUCUGGUAAAAGUGGGACGACGGAUUCGACACGCACGGCGCUACCCGUCUCCGCGGGUGCUAAACAACCGAAACCGCUCGUUACGUCGAAGGCACCAUCCACCGGUAUAUCACUGCUGAAGCCGAUCGAAGAACGCAAACCGCCCGACCACCAGCAGGAGUACUGCGUUAAGACGGCCGAUGGCAAGUUCAUGUGUACGGUGUGCGAGCGGCUCUUUUCGCACCAGCAAACGGUGCGUAUUCACUUCCGCAUCCACACGAACGAAAAACCGUACAAGUGCACGUUCUGCCACGAGUCGUACAUCCGCUCGGACUAUCUCGAGCGCCAUUUGAAGGUGCAUUUUAAGGAUGGGGUGUUACCGGCGGCUGCCAUAGCUAGCAUGGCAGCGGCGGCGGCAGCUGCGGCCUCGACAACUACCCCAGCCGGUGGUGGUGCUAGUGUCGGAGGUGGUUCCAGGUCAGCUGCAUCAUCUCCUCCGCCUGCCGUUGUUAAACAAGACACUCCUGCUGAUUCCCCUGCCCCGAGUGGUGGAGGAUCCUCCGUGGCUACCGGAAAACCGCUCAUCGGUCGGGCAGGAUUGGCCCCGGAAAACUAUCAUUUCACCGAAUCGAACGACGGCCAGUUUGUGUGCAAAAUCUGCGAUACGGUGUUCAAUCAGGUGGCCUUAUUGCGCAAGCACGCCCUGGCACACACGGAGGAGAAACCGUUCCAUUGUGAGGUUUGCGAUCGGUCCUUCAAUCGGGUAGACUAUCUGAAGGAGCACUUUAAGUCGAAGCGGCAUCUGCAGCUGGUAGCGGAAGCGGCCGCUGGAGGGGACAGUAGCGCUGUGGCAAGUCGCUUGGAUGACGAAGGUGACGAUACCACGAUGGAUGGACUGUCGGUGAUGGGGAAUCGAUCGAAACCGGUCCAUGGACUGCUCGGUGGGAGCAAAACCAGCUCCAAGCUGGUGUCGCCUAUUGUGCUGUCGACCAGGGGAGGCAUGGUGAUCAAUAAUCGAGACGGAACCGUAUCAGGGGGACACAACAGUAGCAAUAGCAGUACUAGUAGCAGCAGCAGCAGCAGCAAUAGCAGUAGUAGUAGCAGUAGCAGCUGCAGCAAUAGUAGCCCCCCGAAGCAACACAACGGAUCGCCGGGUGAGGCAGAGACGCGCGGCGAGUUCCAUCGGUCGGAUUACGAGCGUACCAGCGAUGGACGGUACAAAUGCAAUCAGUGUGAUAAGACGUUUGUUACGGUGGUCACACUCAAGAUGCACUGCCGGUUGCACACGGGUGAGAAGCCGUACACCUGCCCUCAGUGUGAUAAAUCAUUCAUCCGGUCGGAUUAUCUUAAGACGCACGAAAAAUGCCACCGUCAGCAGUCGUUUCUAAGUAUGCUCUCGCUGACGACUUCGAAGGAACCAAGCACGGCCUCGGAAGCGGGUGAUUCGGACGGUGAUGGUGAACCGGAAGAUAGGUUAAACCGACCGCACGAGAACAGUCGGUCUUUGUUGGGUGGGAACGCAAUCAAUGGGGCUGGUGGCACUGAAGAACAGCACCAGGACGAAGAGGAUGCGGAGCAGCAAAACGAAGAUGAUGAAGACGAUUCUGGGGAGGAAGAGGAAGAAGAUGAAUCGGAAGACAGCGAGGACGAACAGGUGAUCGAGGUGAUGGUAAAAGAGGCAAGUUGCUCCGAAAGCGAGGAGGAAGACGACGAAGAAGAAGCCGAAGAGGACGAUGACGAAAAUGAUGACCCAGAGGAGGGACAUGCACAGCAACAGAGGCAGAACCUUUACGCAUCUGUGAAUGACAACAGUACAAACCGAUUCGCGUCCGGAACGAUGGUCGCUUCGGAAAGUCAGCAUCGAAAGCACAAAGAAAAAAGCCCGAACAAACAAAGGAAUCGUCCAAAAGUCUCUCACCCCUCGAAUGCAUCGAUAGCACCACCGACCAGCGGUGGUGAUAGCAGCAAUAAUGGGUAUGACCACGAGGACGACAGCACCUCACAGGCGAGUGGACCUGCCACCGGACUCCAGUACGGAGGUCAGGACGCGGCGCAAAAUGACCAGAAGGGCAAACAUCGGUGUCCGAUGUGCAACAAGCCGUUUGCAUGGCCCAAAUCGCUCAAGAUCCAUAUGCGCACGCACACGGGGGAAAAACCGUACAAGUGCGACGUGUGCGGGAAAUGCUUUGGACGCUCGGAUAGCCUGCGCGGGCACAAGCGGACCCACGUGGACGAUCGGUUGCUGCAGUGCCAUUUGUGCGACGUCAGCUGCUCCAACGCGACGGACCUGGUGCAGCAUCAGUAUGCCGUGCAUGGCUUGCAGCCAUUGGAGAGUUAGAGUCUGCAGGGGAAUCAGAGAGAUUCUACUGGCGCACAAAACAACCACCGAUCCGCGAGCGUGAUCCGGCGUGAUAGCUGAUACUUUUUACAAAGAGUAUAAUACGAUUGUAUAGACAUAGACCACCCCCCAUCGUCUUCAUCCACUACAAACCUAAGGUACAAUUUCAGACUGCUUCUUGGAGGUUCGCCCGUGCAACACACGAACGGCGCUCCUGCUUUAGAGUCUAAUUGAAUUUCCACCGGGACACAAGAGCGCGCGUUUCGCCGCUUGUGGUGUAAUCUUGUGUAUAUUAUAAACUU